Messenger RNA from Penicillium diatomitis, 498 nucleotides. RefSeq lists its product as uncharacterized. The record is from RefSeq and is a predicted model, not a curated record. The coding region runs from base 1 to 498 and encodes 165 amino acids. NCBI's taxonomy places the organism in Eukaryota, Fungi, Ascomycota, Eurotiomycetes, Eurotiales, Aspergillaceae. The transcript is spliced from 2 exons.
AUGGCGCACUCUCUGAAAACACGGACGGAACCAGUUCUGCCCUGGCAACUACGGCCUGGUGACGACGCCAUCAUUCAAGAACAGAUUCGUGACGCAGAAUUCACAAUUGCGGAAGAGGUGGCCCUUUUCGAAGCUCAAUACCCACCGCAUGUCUUCACAUAUGAGCAGAUUGAGUCAAUACCGACGGAGACAGCACCACUGGAGACGGAAGGAAGAGAAGAGCAAACACAGGAGCCACAUGAGCAACCACCUGCGGGCCUGAGCUCUCAGACAGCGUCUACUCACCAGGCCGAUGUUGACGCGAAGUCAGAUGAUCGUUCAACUACGGUUGAAGCGCAAUCUCCGAUCAAGGAGAAACCUGCGCCCACGGAGUCCGAUAUGGCUUCCCACCCUGAGCCUGCAGCUGGUGCUGCUGAUGCGGAAGGCGGACCUCGCUCGCACCACGAUGACGAUGGCGAUGAGAUGUUGGAGGACAACGAGGAUACGGUUAUUUACUAG